Aspergillus caelatus is the source of this 1635-nucleotide messenger RNA. RefSeq names its product cytochrome P450. Bases 1 to 1635 code for a protein of 544 amino acids. NCBI's taxonomy places the organism in Eukaryota, Fungi, Ascomycota, Eurotiomycetes, Eurotiales, Aspergillaceae. The transcript is spliced from 7 exons. The record is from RefSeq and is a predicted model, not a curated record. Gene Ontology annotation, molecular function: heme binding; iron ion binding; oxidoreductase activity, acting on paired donors, with incorporation or reduction of molecular oxygen.
AUGAUGCUCACACAUGGCUCGCUGCCGCUAAUUGCGACACUUAGCGGUGUUUCGCUUCAUAACCUCUUGUACAGGUUUGGGGAAUGGGACACAACUUCUAUGCUGCUUGUGCAGAUUUAUACCUUCAUCAUUAUGGGCGGCAAUCUGGCACUUUACUUUGGCCUAUUGAAUUGGGCUGGACUAUGGCUGUCACCGGCAGCUUUCUCGAGUUUGUGUGGCUACCAUCUCUUCGGCGUCUACUGUAGCAUGCUCGUUCAUCGAUUAUUAUUCCACAGGCUCCGCAAGUUUCCUGGCCCAUUCUUUGGCCGCCUGACAAAUUUCUAUACCACAACAUUAUCCCUAAAUCUACAAAAACCUAUAGAAGUUCAAAAGCUUCAUCACAAGUAUGGCGACUAUGUCCGACUAGGCCCUUGCGAGCUAUCCAUUGCGGAUCCACAGGCAGUAAAAGCGAUAUAUGGGAGCCAGUCUCCUGUGACUAAAGGUCCAUGGUACACAUUACUAGAACCACGCGUGCCUCUCUUCAUGGAGAGAGACAAGCAAGAGCAUGCACGCCGGCGAAAAGUUUGGGACCAGGGGUUUAGCACUAAAGCACUCCACGAUUACGAGCCUAGAGUCUCAAAACACGUCGGGCAGCUUCUCCAAGUAAUUCAGAGAAAUGCGGAAAAGCCAAUAAAUAUCACCCAGUGGUUCAACUAUUUUUCCUUCGACGUCAUGACCGAUCUUGCCUUCGGCAAAACUUCUAACAUGCUGAUCGACGGGAAAGAAUCCUACAUUUUACAGACCAUCCGCACAGACAUGGCCAGGGUAGCUUAUUUCAGCCACUUGGCUUGGCUUUUCCCUUUUACCAAGAGAGUACCAUUAUUGAACAGCAACUUCCUCCGCUUUUGGAAAUGGAUAGCUGACCAGAUCUCCGAGAGAGCCAAGUGCGAACCCGAGCGGCCUGACGUGUUUUCUUGGAUCCUUGAUGCUUAUCGCCAGGGACCACAGUCGCAACAAGACACCCUGAAUCUGCACGGAGAUGCUCACCUUAUAGUAGUGGCUGGAAGUGACACAGUAGCUUCAUCGCUCAGCAACGUGUUCUGCCAUCUUGCUUGUAACCCAUCCAUCACUAGAGAGCUUCAAUCUCGACUAGACGCACUCCCAGAUCUAGAGUCUGACCGGCUGGCCCAAAUUGACUUGCUUGACGCUAUUCUCAACGAAACAUGGCGGCUCCAGUCUCCCAACCCGUCUGGCCUGCAACGUGUCACGCCGCCAGAAGGCCUGAAGAUUGGCGAUAAGUUCAUACCCGGGAAUGUUGUUAUACAGGUCCCGACGUACACUGUCUAUCGAGACAGCCGCGCAUUCGAGCGCCCGGACGAAUUCAUUCCCGAACGAUGGACAACUCGUCCUGAGCUUGUGAAGGAUCGUUCUGCUUUUAUUCCGUUCAGCUCAGGACCCUACGCAUGUGUCGGGAAACGACUCGCCUUGAUGGAACUGCGACGUGUCGUCGCCAUGAUACUCCAUAGUUAUGAUGUUGCUUUAGCACCAGGGCAGUCGGCCAAAACCUUCUGGGAGGGCCAGCUGGAUACUUUUACGCUGGUGGCACCUUCGUUGAAGCUGAUAUUCACGAAGAGGAAUCCGGGUUCCAUCAGCUAG